This is a messenger RNA of Sorex fumeus (smoky shrew), 2508 nucleotides long. RefSeq names its product E4F transcription factor 1 (gene E4F1). Gene Ontology annotation, molecular function: DNA-binding transcription factor activity, RNA polymerase II-specific; RNA polymerase II transcription regulatory region sequence-specific DNA binding. Gene Ontology annotation, biological process: regulation of transcription by RNA polymerase II. Gene Ontology annotation, cellular component: nucleus. NCBI's taxonomy places the organism in Eukaryota, Metazoa, Chordata, Mammalia, Eulipotyphla, Soricidae. The transcript has 13 exons. Bases 19 to 2283 code for a protein of 754 amino acids. The record is from RefSeq and is a predicted model, not a curated record.
CCUGCGGCGCGUUGCGACAUGGAGGGCGCGAUGGCAGUGCGGGUGCCGGCCGCGCAUACGGCAGAGGCUCGGGCCGGGGCCGGGCGGGACGCGGGUGAGGGCGGGGUCGCGGCGGCGGCCGCCUUGGCGCCCGGCGGCUUCCUGGGCCUUCCGGCCCCCUUCGGCGAGGAAGAUGAGGACGACGUGCACCGCUGUGGCCGCUGCCAGGCCGAGUUCACGGCAUUGGAGGAGUUUGUGCAGCACAAGCUUCAGAAGGGCUGUCAGCGGGCCCCCCAGGAGGCCCUGCCGGCUGGCCAGGAGGUGCCGGCAGCGGCAGGGCCAGACGCGCCCAUCACCGUGGCCCACAUUGUGGUGGAGGCUCCUGACAUCGUGGGUGGCGGGCACAUCCGAGAGGUCAUUGUGGGGGCCGAGGCGGAGCCGGGGGAUGGCGAGCUGGUGGAGGCCGCAGGCAGCUCUGGCCAGCAGAGCCCAGGGCUCGCUCGGAGCUGCGAGCCUGCGCCCGUGCGGUUGCUGGUGAACGAGGAUGGCCGCUACGUUUGCACGCUCUGCCACAAGACCUUCAAGACGGGCAGCAUCCUCAAGGCGCACAUGACCACCCACAGCAGCCGUAAGGACCACGAGUGCAAGCUAUGCGGGGCCUGCUUCCGCACCAAGGGCUCCCUCAUCCGCCACCACCGGCGGCACACAGAUGAGCGCCCCUAUAAGUGUGCCAAGUGCGGGAAGAGCUUCCGGGAGUCUGGCGCGCUGACGCGGCACCUCAAGUCCCUCACGCCCUGCACAGAGAAGAUCCGCUUUGGCCUGACCAAGGACGGGGUCGGUGGGAAAGAGGAGGCACCUGCAGGGCCCGGCACCUCCCCCAUGGGGACUGUUCCAGCAUCAUCCGUGACUGGCGAGUCCAUGGACACAUCACCCGUGAUUCACCUGGUGACGGAUGCCAAGGGCACGGUCAUCCACGAAGUCCACGUCCAGAUGCAGGAGCUGCCCCUGGGCAUGAAAGGCCUCAGUCCGGAGCCCCCAGGCGCUGAGGAGCUUGGCUGUGCCAGCGAGGGUGGCCGUGAGAACCUGCUGCGUCAGGCCAUGCAGAACUCGGGCAUCGUCCUUGAGCGGGGUGCCUCAGAGCCCCUGCCCCCAGCAGGAUCCCACCCGCAGCCGCUGGGCACCCCAGAACUGCCGCUGCUGGGCGUGGAGCAGGUGGAUACGCAGGUGGCCAGCGAAGCCUCAACGGUGCCCAGGACCCACCCGUGCCCGCAGUGCAGCGAGACCUUCCCAUCGGCAGCCACCCUGGAAGCCCACAAGAGGGGCCACGCAGGGGCGAGGCAGUUCCCCUGCGCGCAGUGCGGCAAGGCCUUCCCCAAGGCCUACCUGCUCAAGAAACACCAGGAGGUGCACGUGCGCGAGCGCCGCUUCCGCUGCGGGGAUUGCGGGAAGCUCUACAAGACCAUCGCGCACGUCCGCGGCCACCGGCGCGUGCACUCGGACGAGCGGCCGUACCCCUGCCCCGAGUGCGGCAAGCGCUACAAGACCAAGAACGCGCAGCAGGUGCACUUCCGCACGCACCUGGAGGAGAAGCCGCACGUGUGCCCGUUCUGCAGCCGUGGCUUCCGGGAGAAAGGCUCGCUGGUGCGCCACGUGCGCCACCACACUGGCGAGAAGCCCUUCAAGUGCUACAAGUGCGGCCGCGGCUUUGCCGAGCACGGCACACUGAACCGGCACCUGCGCACCAAAGGGGGCUGCCUGCUGGAGGUGGAGGAGCUGCUGGUGGCCGAGGAGGGCCCCGCUGCUGCCGUGCUGUCCGAGGACCCGCACACCGUGCUGGUAGAGUUCUCCUCCGUGGUGGCUGACACGCAGGAGUACAUCAUUGAGGCCGCUUCGGACGACGUGGAGACCAGUGAGGCGGCAGAGCUCAUUGAGGGCGCCGCGCCGGAGGUGGACAGCCACAUCAUGAAGGUGGUGAGGCAGCUCGUGCACCAGGCAGGUGCCGGCCACCAGAUCAUCGUGCAGAAUGUGACCAUGGACCAGGAGGCGGGGCUGGGCCCGGAGGCGGGCGCUGCAGACACCAUCACCAUCGCCACUCCCGAGAGCCUUACGGAGCAGGUCGCCAUGACCCUGGCCUCAGCCAUCAGCGAGGGUACCGUGCUCACAGCCCGAGCCGGCUCGAAUGGUGCCGAGCAGGCCACCGUGACCAUGGUGUCCUCGGAGGACAUUGAGAUUCUGGAACACGCAGGCGAGCUGGUCAUCGCCUCCCCUGAGGGCCAGCUCGAGGUGCAGACGGUCAUUGUCUAGAGGACACGAGGAGGUGGUGGCGGGGCUGGUGGGAGCGGGGCAGGACCCCAAGUGUCUGGCCUACGCCCGCCGGACCUGGCCCAGAGGACAUGGCCAGAGAUUUGGGGCCUUGGUGGGACAUGGGGAGGGUGAGGAUACAGCGGGCAGGCCCUGGGCCCCUCCCUGGCAUCGCCGACUUGACCACAGAAACGGGUUGGGUGCUUCACAAUAAAACAUGAAAACCCG